This is a messenger RNA of Toxoplasma gondii ME49, 3013 nucleotides long. Its product is annotated as WD domain, G-beta repeat-containing protein. The coding region runs from base 574 to 2559 and encodes 661 amino acids. Gene Ontology annotation, molecular function: protein binding. The record is from RefSeq and is a predicted model, not a curated record. The transcript has 2 exons. Lineage: Eukaryota; Apicomplexa; Conoidasida; Eucoccidiorida; Sarcocystidae.
GCGACCGCAAACGAGCACAGGCUUGCGCGUCGCAGACAGCGCGAGCGCGAGUGUGCAGAAUAUCGUUGGUGCUCUGGAUUUUCUGUUUGCAGUCUUUCUCGUUUCUUGCUUGCCUUUGAAUCGCCUGUAGCCGCGGCGAGUUGCGAGAGCGUUUGCUCUCUUUUCCAACCUUUUUUUCGCUUCUUCAGAGCGGGGCAGGCAUGCGCUUCCACCCCCCUGGAGGGCGAGCUAGACAGAGAGCAGGCGAAAAGGAGAGACGCCGACACCCUGUAGCUGGUUUUUUAAAGCGGUGAAGAAAGCUGAAUUUCCGCUCAUUUGACUCUUCUCCAGAGGCGCAAAAUGCAGACUUCAAACGGACGUUUGACUCCACACCGAGUGACGCGGCUCGUCGAGAAGGCUUCGGUUUUUCCGAGAGGCUCGAGACAGUGCUGACGAGCAUCUCGGUCUCGGUACGCCCCCCGCCCACCAAAACCGCGAGAAAAAAACGCUGGAUCAAGCAAACGCGCCUCUCAAAGGCUGAACCUUACAGUGUAACGAGAGGAGAAGAAGAGUAGAAGAAAAGAGGCACAAGAGAUGGCGGAAGAGUUCUUUCCGGCCUCGUCUUCUGCGUCCAGCCAGCGAGGUGGGGGACGCCGCGAGACAGGACGGCAGUCUUCUUCUUCUCCGUCGCGCUCUCUGUUGUCAAGAUCUUCUGUCAGGCUCUCGACCUCCAGAAGGGACAUGCUUCUGCUCUCUUCUUCGCUUCCCUCUUCGGCGCGCGUCGCUGGAGAACCGGCGCCGCAGAGCCGAGACGCAGGGCCAGGGCAGAGAGGAAGCAGAGAAGAAGCGCAGGCGAACAUCCCGACAAGGGAGAAGAACGACUCCGCAGAGGACAGAAGAAGCGCCGGCGUUCUCCGGUGGCUACGACAGUUCGCUCCACUUCGGCGCCGCCUCAGCGCGACGAGGACGGUGCUGCCGAGACUGACGGUCCUUCCCGAUGGACAUGACCGCAGUGUUCUGAGCGUCGACGUUCAUCCCUGUGGGGACUUCGCAGUCUCGGGGAGCGCAGAUCACGGACUGCGUCUCUUUUCGCUUCCGCCCCGUCUGGCUCCUGGCCUCGUCGGCGAGCUUUUUCGCGCGCGCGAAGGCCAUGCAGACUGGGUCACCUGCUGCGCCUUCGCGCCUGACGGCUCGGUGGUCUCCGGAGCGAUGGACGGGAAGCUCUUCCUGUGGAACACCAAGAACCAUCUUCUGCGGCGUUCUUCUCACGCGACGCGGACGUCGAGGAACCUCCUCCCCUCUCCAGGAUCUGCGACGCACUGGGCCGCUGCCGCCGCGGCACCACCCCUGGCGAGGGAACGGGGCGAGAGAGGUCGCUCGCAAGAAGGCGAGGCAUCGAGAGGACGGGAGCGUCUCUCCGCGCGGACGCAGACAUGUCGCGCGAGCACCAACCGGAUUUCUGGAAGGGAAUUUCGAGGCGGGCACUUGGCGUCGAUUAGCGGACUCCAGAUCGCGCCUGUGACCUCUUCUCAGCCGGCUGCCUCUUCUUUGUCGGACGCUGCGUCGAGCCGAGGCACUCAGGAGUUCUCGAGACAAACAUCCGGCUUCGAGCCCCCUGCGUUCUGCAUGACCUCCGGGUACGAUGGCUUUCUCCGGCUGUGGAACCUGCAGACGCUCCGAGAGAUGGUGGCGCUCUCGAGGGUCGCAGAGGGUUCCCCCCUCGCGCCCUCUCCCCUGGUCCGAUUUGUUUGGGCAAACGCAUUUGCAUGCGCCGGCUCAAAGGCCGGAGACCUCACGGUGUGGGAUGUGAACGCCGGGCGCCGCGUCUGCUCCUCGCGAGGCGGUCUGCACGCCGCCGGGGUCGCCUGUCUCCGUCUGUGGGCCUCUUUUUGUGGGGUGGAGACAGUCCCGCUACUCGCGUCGGGAAGCGUGAGGGACGGCCAACUGGCUCUCUGGGACCUGCGGGCCUUCUCGAGCCCCGUCGCGAGUUUGCAGGCGCAUGCAGGCUCGCUGAACGAGAUUCUCUGCCUGAGUGACUCAGGCGGAGCGCUCGGAAACUCCGACAGACGCAUGGCCACCGAACGCGUUUUAUGCACCAUGGGAGCCGACGGCGCAUGUCGCUUCUGGGACCUGCGCAGGCUUUCCUCCGGUGGGCAGGCCGCGACUCGAGAGAGGACAGACACGGGAUCGGCGAAUGGAGCGCUCCUUCGAGAAGUUUGCCUCGGAGGGCCUGCACGCGGCUUCUUGUGUGGAGACGUUGUUCACAGUGGCUUCGUCUGCGGGGGGGCGGGGGACGGCUCGGUGUAUCUGAUGAGCGCCGGAGACAGGGACGCGGACAGCGAAUUCGGGUGUCAUUUCGCGGAAGCAAACGAGCUUCCUGGCGUCUGCUUUAGGCUCCAGAGCGACAGGAAAGGCGCCGUGCAAGUCCUGCGAGCUGUCGUGACCCCUGCAAACGCGGCUGAGGGCGCCAGCGACCAAUUUGAGGAAGACCGAGGAAGCCAAGCCUCAAAACAGGAAAUUGUGCGGGGUGUGAUCGCGGGAGGAGACGACGGUCACCUGUCUUUCAUUGAAUUUGACUGAGAGAAAGAGGAUCUGGACAGUUGUCGAAAAGUUCGAAAAGUACGAAUGAGGAAGGCAGGGACCGAACGAUGCUGGCAGGGCAGGGAGUGAAAAACUCAAGAGGAAAGGGAGAGACGGGGUGGAAAGAAAACGGCGGAAAAGCCUUGCAUUUUCUUGUCUCGGGACGCUGACUCUGCGGCUCCAGAAGCAGCGACGAUCUUGCAAACCAAUUUUAUUCGCAAAGGAGAGAUGAGACUUGGUGAUUUUUAGCAUCCGCGGGGAACGUUUUGCUCGAGUCCCUCUCAAAUUCGGCGCACUGGAAAGAGAAUUUCCGUGGUUCGCUCCGAGUAUCUUCCUCUUCGAUCAACUGGAAUACGUCCCCGCAGUUUUCUUGUCAAGACGCAUUUCGUUUUCCUUUCCUCGCUGGACAAAAAACGCGACGCAACUGACUUCUCUCACUCGAGAAACAGAGGGC